CACACACAUUCGUGAGGCACAUAUGCUUGCUCACACGCCAGUGCUGCUUUGAGCCAGGAAAUCCGAUGGCCAGAAGGCUGUCUCCUCCCCAAUCCAGGGCAGAGACACACACAGAGAGAAAGGAGGAGUGAGGCAGUCCGAGAGGCAGCGGGCGAACGCGGCUCUUCCCCCUUCCAGCCUGAGCACCCGACUUUUGCAAAUCUGGAUCAUGGGGAGGCCCUCAAAGGCAGUGUCUUUCCUUCUGCUCCUCUGCUGGCUGGGGGCUUCAUGGGAGGCACGUCUUCCCCAUCCUCUCAUCCCGUCCAACGCAACCAUCUUCUCCCAUGUCUACACCAUUAAGGUGGCAGGAGAAGAUCCAGAAAACAAGGGUGCCUCCCCACCUCCCCAAGAGGCCUUAGGCCCUCCUGGAUCUUCUCAGGGAGGGGGCCUGUACGAGCACACCCUGGAAGGAUCCGAUCAAGAGCACAUGGUUUUCACCCAUCGCAUCAACCUCCCACCACAGUCCUGUGGGUGUCCACCUGGCACUGAAGAUACCCAGGAGCUCUGGAGAAGGCUGCAGGCCCUUGAGAAUGAAGUGCGGGUCCUACAGGAAACUUGCCAUGCUGGGGGAGGCUGUUGCCCUGCUGCCCCUGCCAGAACCCAAGCCAGCGAAGGCCAAACAGACAUUCGCACGUUAUGUUCGCACCAUGGCUCCUUCGACCUCUCUCGCUGCCUGUGCGAAUGCGAGUCGGGUUGGGGCGGCCCCACCUGUGCCGAACCGGUCUGCCCCGGAGGCUGCAGUGGCCCAGAGCGUGGCCGAUGCGUCAACGGGCACUGCCAGUGCCAACCCGGCUACUCGGGGGCCAGCUGCGAAGAGCCCCCCUCUUGCCCCGAAGAUUGCAAUGACCAAGGGCGCUGUGUGGAUGGGCGCUGCACUUGCUUCCCCGGAUAUGUGGGUCCGUCCUGCUCUGACCCAGUUUGUCCCCAGAACUGCCACGGACACGGCCAAUGCAUCUCGGGACGGUGUGUGUGCAACCCUGGUUACAGUGGCGCUGAUUGUGCGACCCGGGCUUGCCCUAGCAACUGCAACAGGCGUGGAGAAUGCCGUAACGGACGCUGCGUGUGCGAGCCGGGCUUCACAGGACCGGCCUGUGGCAGCAAGACUUGCCCCAACGAUUGUAACCAGAGAGGCCACUGUCUGCCGGGAGGUGUGUGUACCUGCCACCCAGACUACACCGGACCUGACUGCAGUCAGCUGGCGUGCCCAGAGGACUGCAGUGGCCACGGAGAAUGUCAGGAUGGAGCGUGCUUGUGCCACAAUGGCUAUUCCGGGGAUGACUGUUCCAUAGAGAUUCCAUCCGUUGGUGUCCGUGUCUCAAAUCGAGAUGAAACGUCUUUCCGCCUGGAGUGGAGCCACCCUGAAAUUGCCGUGGACGGAUAUGAGAUCCAUGUGGCACCCAUGCGGGAUCCUCAGGCGGGCGAAUCCAUACACUUGCCUGGCACCAAAACAGUCUUUGAAUACAACGGAUUAAAACCGGGGGAGGAAUACACGGUCACCAUUCGGGCAGAAAAAGGGCCGCACCACGGACCCCCCGUCACCCAGACCGUGCGUACGCGAGUGGCUCCCCCCAGUGGCCUGCAAUCAUCCCAAGUGACAGAAGACUCCCUGACCUUGCAAUGGGAUCCACCUGCUUCUCGCCCCGAUGGCUACAUCCUCAGCUACGUCCCUCUGGUUUCCACUCGGCCCAUCCAAGCCAUGAAACGUGUAGAGCUGCCAGCAGCCCCUGAGCGAGUUACCUUGGAAGACCUGGAGCCCAGGAUGCGCUACCGCAUCACCUUGGUUGCCCGUCAGAGUGGUGAGAGCAGCCGGGCCACCAGCGUUGUUGUCAGCACCACAGCACCAGCUCCAAUCCAACCAAGCCGCCACUACUUGACACCACCCCCUUCUUCCCAUAAAAAGCCAGAUACUUCCUCUUCUGAGCCUGAAGUGAAGAAACCAGGCACUAAGCCACAUCCAGGUCGCAGCCCAUCCAACACCACCUUACUGACUAAGGAGUAUUUCCUGAAGAGAAUGACGCAGAAUAUCUCAUCCAAACUUUCCCCAUACAAUGGGACUCUCCUUCAACGGUUAGAGAGCUACCUCCGUGCCAUCAAUUUCCCUCUCCGGGGCAAUCAGACAAUCCAGAGCGUGGCCAGGGACAUAUACCUCUAUCUCAAACGUGCAAAGCCAAUUGAAUUUCAAGAGAGGGUUGAAGAACGUCUUGUCAAAGAAACUAGCAAUUUGCCUCGGCAAAGGGAAUUCCCAAUAGCAGAAGCAGAUAGCGCCUACUCAGAUGGAUAUCUCCGUCCAGACCAUGCCAAGCCAGCGGUGGUGACCACCUCCUCAGACCAUAUUGAGGUGUCUUUGGACAGUGUGAGAGGGGUCUCUGACAAUGUGGUCAUCCGCUACCAAAACAUGGCAAAUGGAGAAAGAAGGGAGUUAGUGGUCCCCGGAGAUGCUUCUACAGCAAUCAUCACCGGAUUGUCUCCUGGAACAACCUACUUGAUGGAAAUUCACGGCGUCAUGAAAGGACAUUCCUCUAAAUCUUACUCCUUUAUAACUGCCACAGCUCCAAGUUCACCAACAACUGACAAGAUCCAAACCAUCGCCGUGCCCACCUUAACUCCUGAAGCUCCAUUGAGGAACCUACAGGUGACCGACGUCUCUCCAAACCGGCUCCGUGUGACUUGGUCAGCCCCGCCCAAUUCCUUCCACAACUUUUCCCUGUACUAUAGGGACCCCAAAUAUGAUGCACCCCCAGAAAAAAUCAGCAUUCCAGGAACAGAGAGAAGUGUCAACAUAAUGGGUUUACACCCUGGUACUGAGUAUGAAAUAGAGUUACAUGGAGAGAUACCUGAUGGAACCUACAGUGCUCCCCUCUUGACAAAGAUAAUUACAGCAGCAGAACCAGAGGAGCCCAGCCUGGGAGGUCUCUCUCUUCUAGAAGUCACAGACACCUCGGCCCACCUUUCCUGGGAUACCCCCACUGGGGCUUUUGACACCUUUGUGAUCCAAUAUAAAGACGCUGAGGGCAAACCCAAGGUGCAUCGGAUGGAUAGGAAUUCCCGAGAAGCCAUGAUUUCUAACUUAGUGCCGUCUCGAAAAUACAAAUUCAACCUUUAUGUGCUCGUAGGCCGUAAGCCUUUUGGCCCAGUGUCCUUGGAGACAGUGACAGCAUCACAGAAAGAUGUGUCCAGACCCAAACCUGUCCUCAGUGAUCUGUCUGUGGCAGAGGUGACCAGCAACUCUGUCCACCUCACAUGGAGAGUCCCCACCGGUAGAUUUGAUUCCUUUUUGCUCCAGUACCAAGACUCAGAAGGCAAAGAUCAAGCCCUGCCUGUGGACCGAGAUUCCCGUGAAGUCAUUGUUCCCAGUUUGGUUCCCUCCCAAAGAUACAGAUUCAACCUCUAUGGUAUCUUUGGGACACAGCGCCUUGGACCUAUCUUUACAGAUGCUGUGACAGGAUAUUUACUUGGUACAAAAGAUAAAUCAGUGAAAUUUAACUCUUAAUUGAAAUGUUAUGAAAUCUAA
Messenger RNA from Python bivittatus (Burmese python), 3550 nucleotides. NCBI's taxonomy places the organism in Eukaryota, Metazoa, Chordata, Lepidosauria, Squamata, Pythonidae. The record is from RefSeq and is a predicted model, not a curated record.